AAAGAAUUUGCAGGAAGUAGCAUGCUAGAGCUGGAACAUUCUGACAGUGCCAACAGCAACGUUUGGGUAACAUUCUUCCAGUUCCUUUGACAUAAUAGUCUAUCUCCAGUUAGAACAAAUAUAGUGAGGAUGGUGAAAAUCCAUAUCAAACGUGGGGAUGACAGCCAGUUCCUGUACGAGGCUUCGAUUGAUACCGAGAUGUCUUUGAUACUCAAAGACUGUGCUACAAUAUUCAAUGGCCGACUCAAAGUGGACCGGAUCUGUGGUGAAAUGGAAGAGCUUGCAAAGCAUGGGGUGUCUUUACCGCCCAACAUGCAAGGCUUGACAGAUGAACAAGUGGAAGAGCUGAAGUUGAAGGAUGAGUGGGGGGAGAAAUGUCAGCCCAGCGGUGGAGUAAAAUUUGCCAAGGACAAGAUUGGCUGCAGGAAUGGACAAGCACCCACACCCAAAAUGGCAGAGGUUCUUACGAAAACUAUUAAAGAAGCGAAAGAUAUGAUUUCCAAGAAAAAAGUGACAGCCGAUGAACAAGUGACUCAGAAAACUGUACAAGACGCCCUGGACAUUCUCCGUGGAGCUGUCACCAUUGUGUACCCAAUGGGGUUGCCUCCCUAUGAGCCGAUCAAAAUGGAGUUUGAGAACACUGAAGAUCUCUCAGGGAAGCAGGCCUCGCUAGAAGUGAUUGACAUUGACCAGGCCUCUCUGUGGUGGGCCGGCAAGGAACUGCUGCCUCACAAGAAGCUGGGAGACUUCGUGGGCAAGAAUGAAAAGACAAAGAUUGUUGCCAAGUUACAGAAGAGAGGUCAAGGCGCCCCGGCGAGGGAACCGGUGGUCAGUCAGGAGGACCAGAAACACAUGAUGGCAUACUACUACAAGAAGCAAGAGGAGUUCAAGAAAUUGGAGUCGGACGCAGACGACUCUUACCUGGACGCGGCCUGGGCAGACAACGGUCAGCUCAAGCGACAGUUCCAGGGACUGAACAACAUCAAGUGGGGGCCAAGAUAGGUCAGGGUUACUUCCCUGGUGUGGUUGUGUGUGGACUGAAUGAUUCUCAGAGAGAGGUGGAAGGUUUUCGUGGUAUGUGUAAGGUUAAUGGACACCAGAUGGUAUGUUUUCUGUUUCCUUCCCGUGGGUGAAAUUUUAUCGUUGAUUACGUUCAUUGAACUGUUGUUUCAAGAUGUUUUAGAGUGAACAAAAGAAGAUUGUUUUUGACAAAUGCAUCUUAAGGAGACUGUCAGGCUGGUGUGUAUGGGAAAUGAAGGAGAAGAUGGCUCAUUUUUAUCAUUUGUAAAUGAUCAUUAAACAUUUCAUUUUGAUAUUUAA
This is a messenger RNA of Aplysia californica (California sea hare), 1320 nucleotides long. Its product is annotated as cilia- and flagella-associated protein 298. NCBI's taxonomy places the organism in Eukaryota, Metazoa, Mollusca, Gastropoda, Aplysiida, Aplysiidae. The transcript has 8 exons. The coding region runs from base 130 to 1002 and encodes 290 amino acids. Gene Ontology annotation, biological process: regulation of cilium movement. The record is from RefSeq and is a predicted model, not a curated record.